Danio aesculapii is the source of this 1746-nucleotide messenger RNA. It is a transcript of the gene fbxw4, whose product is annotated as F-box and WD repeat domain containing 4. Lineage: Eukaryota; Metazoa; Chordata; Actinopteri; Cypriniformes; Danionidae. The coding region runs from base 184 to 1362 and encodes 392 amino acids. Gene Ontology annotation, cellular component: SCF ubiquitin ligase complex. The record is from RefSeq and is a predicted model, not a curated record. The transcript is spliced from 9 exons. Gene Ontology annotation, molecular function: protein binding. Gene Ontology annotation, biological process: SCF-dependent proteasomal ubiquitin-dependent protein catabolic process.
UCUGCUUGUUGUGAUGGCUUCCUUCGCUUACUGUGUCUACAUGCUUUGACAAAACCAUGGGCUUCUGCGUGUUCCUGCGUCAAACCGGCAAAUGUCCUCUCAGUAAAACCCUUCAUAUCAUUGGAGGCAGACGCAACGUGACAAAGAAAAGAGAAGAGGUGCUGAACUGGAGCAGGAGGCGCAAUGUUUGUGUUUCAGUUACCCGAGGAUGUGCUCUUCCUCGUCCUCUCCUACUUGGAUCCAAGAUCGCUCUGCCGCUUCUCCCAGACAUGCAGGAGAAGCUACCAUUUCAUCUCCAGAGACGCUGUUUGGAGGAGAAUAGCUAAAGACAUGAUCAAUACUGGCCUGACACGACAAGGAAUAGAUCUGUGUCAUUCAGUUCCUCUUAAGGAUAGAGUCAGGGUGUCCCACAACUGGACCCAUGGAGUUUGUCGUAAGGAAAUCCUUUUAAAAUGGAAAAUUAACUUGUUGCCGUGGAUACAGCUGGACUGUGAUGUGCUGUAUCUCUCCCAGGCUGCAAACAUCAGCGCGUACCAUCUGAGAGCGGACGGGGGAAAGUUGCAGAACAGCCGAGUCGCCCUGUUCUCGGGACACCAAGAGGACGUCUGCAGAUUCACUCUAACAGACACACACCUGAUCAGUGCAGGAGGAGAUGGUAAAAUAAUUGUUCAUGACAGAGGAAGUGAUUACUCUGUGGUGUUUAAUGGCCACAAUCAGGAGGUGAACUGCAUUGACUGUAAAGGCGCUGUGAUAGUCAGUGGCUCCAGAGACAAGAGCGCCAAGAUUUGGGCUCUUACUCCAGAUCGUUUUGGACAGUGCCUACAUACAAUCCCCACGUAUGACAGAGUGUGGUCCGUGGCCAUUAGUCCAUCUCUAGGGACGUUUGUGACCGGAACAGCCUGCUGUGAGAAUUUUGCUCCUCUUCGAAUCUGGGACACAGAAAGGUGUCACCUGGUGUCGUGUCUUGGUACGGAGUUCCGCAGAGGUGCAGGUGUGUUGGACAUCAUCUAUGAAUCUCCCUUCCAGCUUCUCACCUGCGGAUACGACACCUUCAUCCGCUACUGGGAUCUGCGCGUCUGCUCCAGGAAGUGUGUUAUGGAGUGGGAGGAGCCUCAUGACAGCGCCCUCUACUGUAUAAAGACAGACAAGAAUCACAUGAUUGCCAGUGGCUCAUCGUACUACGGUGUGGUGCGUCUUUGGGACAAAAGGCAAACUCGCUGUUUACAGAUGUUCCAGUUGGCACCCACCACCAGCAGCCCAGUGUACAGCCUGUGCUUCAACACCACCCACCUAUACGCCGCCUUGGCCUCCGUCCUGUAUUCACUGGACUUCAGAACUGCAGGCUCCCAGUCCUGGAAAUAACCAUGCAGUAAGGUUAAUUGAAACUUUUAGGCUUGUUCUUUGUCUCCUCCAAGCCUUCAGUGCUGGUCUCAGCUCUCAGACAGGGAAGUGGGCAUCUUGCCUUUUGGAUAAUCUGCGCAGCUAACAGUACAGUUGUGGCCUAGUGGAUAUUUCCUGUCACAGGCUCCUGAGAGCGAGCAGGGUUCAUGACCUUCUGUGGCCCAAGUCUUAACGGACUUAACACAUUGCCAGCGACCUCUGGGAUGUCUAAAACAAACACUGCUCAGAGCUGCCAACACCCGCUGAGGGGAUUUAUGCUAAAUCACAGCACAUAUGAUAAUAGAUAUAUUGUAACUCAGAGUAUAUUUUUCCAACAAAGAGCCAAUUAAAUCUGUUUUAUUUUGU